Messenger RNA from Paramecium sonneborni, 584 nucleotides. The record is from the annotation of a GenBank genome assembly. NCBI's taxonomy places the organism in Eukaryota, Ciliophora, Oligohymenophorea, Peniculida, Parameciidae.
GAAUAGUCCAUGUAUAAGUUUAGUAUAAGAAUUAAAAAGAAAUAAUAGUUUUAUAAUGACAAUAAUGAAUAAGUUAUUAUAGAACGAUAAUGAUGGUAUAAAAACAAUAAUAAUAACAUGUAGAUAUUAAUUAUAGCAUUUAAUAAUAUUGGAUAUAAGUGUAAGUAGAGCAUAAUUAAGAAAUGCAAUAUAUUUAUCAACAAAAGAGAUAAAGAAAUAAGAAUAUUAAUCUCCAUUGAAAACUUUGUUUAAAGGGUUAAAAGUAAUAAAUAAAGGAGAAUCAUAAUCAGGUAGAAAUUUGGAUGGUUGUCCAUAUAUAAAAUAACCAUUAAAGAAAAAGUAAUGUAUAAUAAUGGAUUUGGAUGAAACAAUAGGAUAUUUUGUAUUAUAUAAAUGUAAUAUGGUUUAGAAUUGAUAAUUAAAUAGAUUUAUAUGUCGACCGUAUAUAGUGAGAUAAUUAUAUUUAGUACAGGUUAAGAGGAGGUAAUAAUGAAUAAAGUUAUAAAGUAUGUAGACAAUUGUCUAUAAUAAAUAAAAUGUGAUUAAUUGAUUGAUUAUAGAUUAUAUAGACAUCAUACAAUGUA